Cucurbitaria berberidis CBS 394.84 is the source of this 1339-nucleotide messenger RNA. RefSeq lists its product as uncharacterized. The transcript has a single exon. The coding region runs from base 105 to 1076 and encodes 323 amino acids. Gene Ontology annotation, biological process: RNA processing. The record is from RefSeq and is a predicted model, not a curated record. NCBI's taxonomy places the organism in Eukaryota, Fungi, Ascomycota, Dothideomycetes, Pleosporales, Cucurbitariaceae.
CCCCGAAUUUCGAAAUCGGCCUACGAAGAGAGUCCUAUUCACCCACCAACCCAAGCACAAAGUUCAAUCCCUCCGCACCCAAGCGCAAAGCACAAUCGCCCACCAUGCCAAAGGAAAAGAAUUACAACCCCGUCCAAGAAACCAAAAAGGCCGAGAAACAGAAGCAGAUCAAGAAGCAGAAGGCGAACCUCCAAGCGCAGCGCAAUGAGAAACUUGCACGCAGAAAUCCAAAUCGCAUACAGCGCGAUAUCGACAGCCUCAAGGAACUCGAUCAGAAUGGCUCAAUACGGCCACAUGAGAGGCAGCGGUUACAAGAAUUAGAGAAAGAUCUUGCAGCGGUGAACAAGGCGAGAGCAGCAUUGGGUGACAAGGCGCCAGUAUUCAAGCCGGAGAGACGAUUCGACAACGACGAUGGUAGGGAGGAGAGGGGCGGUAGAGGAGGCUUUGGAGGAGCAAGAGGAGGGAGGGGUGGUGUGCUCGGCAAGCGGACUCGCGACGGGCAGAGGAAAGAGGAUGAUAGUAGCGACACGGACGCUGAUGUUGGAAAGAUUCCUAUGCCGCGCGAUACACCUCCACCAAUUCCACGACGAUAUCAACAACAACAAUCACAUGGCGAUGAUGAGGCCCCCACGGAACCAAAGAAACCUACCAUCGUCUACGAGGCCGCACCACAAGUCCGCGACUUCUUGAAGGAAGCUACCAAGUUCAUGCCCGCAUCUGUGGCGCAGAAGAUGAAGCUUGCGAAGGGCGAGGGCAGGUUGUUAGAGCCAGAGGAGUUUGAUAAGCUGAAGGAGGAAGGGUAUAUGGAUAUAAGCUUGAAGAAGCAAGAACCGGGUACAACAGUGGAGCCAGGUGCCGAGACAAAUGAAGAGCUUGAGCAAUUCCUGAAGGAGCAGGGUGCGACAGCUCACGAUGCUGCUGAGCUGGCAGUCGAAGCAGCGAUACAGGAGGCAGAGCACACCAUGAUGGCUGCUGAAGAGAGAGGCAAGAUAGCGACUGUGGGCGAAGAAGCAGAGGUUGCGGAGAAGAAGUUGAGGCAGGUUGAGAUUGAGGACGUUGUGGAUGAGGACCUUUGAGGAAACAGUAAAACGCUCCUAGGUCGAUGGGGAAUACAUCUUCGUGUGAAAUGCGAACGUGGAGAGACUAGAUCAGGAGCAGUGAAAUUUGUGCUGGCAACAUGAGCGGAAGGAACCUUGGAAUGUCAUGGUGUGCGCAACCUGGAAUCAACAUGAAGGCACGAGCAUGCACACAACACAGGCAAAGGAGCAGUUUGCGUUCAGAAUCUCAUUUCAUUCGUUCAUAGGGUAUAGUGAUACAGGCAAAGGUAAGUUUGUAUCCG